AAUAGUAAUAAAUUAAAAUGUAAAGUUAAAACAUUAUUGUCAUUGUAUUUAGAUAUACCCAGAGAAACACAAAUGUGUAAUAGAGUAUCAAAUAAAAUCAAUAAUUUAAAUUUUACAUGUCAUAUAUCACCAAAUGAUUUUGUAUUAUUAGUAACACACUGUGGUGGAAGUCCAACAAACUCACAUCAAAGUAUUGAUAAUAGAUCUCAUUUUAUAGUUUUAUAUUUAAAUAAUAAUAUUAUUAAACUCUGCGAUUUUAAUGUUGAUAUUAAAAUGAUCGAAAGAUCAUUCUCAAGCACAUCGUCAUCAUCAUCACCAAUUAAAUCAUCGGGAACCUCACCUAUACUACCAACACUACAAAUAAAUUUUCUAAAGGAAUACAUGGAUAUAUUAGAGUUAAACAACGAGCAGCAAAUCUCCAUUGGAUUAGUCGCAAAAUAUAAUCUUUUACCAAUUGACUCAAUAUAUUUAUCAGUUAGCAAUGAAACUUUAAAAGAACUAAAGCUAGAACUUUCAGAAAUUAAGAAUCUAUUUUCAUUAGAGUGGGCAUAUAAAGGUUUAGAAGAAGAUACACCAAUAGACUAUAAUGGUGGGCAGGUUAAUUUAAUUCAACGUUCUGGGAAAUUAAUAAAAUAUAGUUAUAGAGUUAAUAAACCAAUAAAUAAUAAUAAUAAUGACAUUAUAAAUCAAUUUGGUAUUAUAAAUAAACAAACUAAAUUAAUAUUUAAUGAAAUAAAUAAUAGUAAUAAUAACAAUAUAAAUAGUAGUGUUUUAUUAAAUAAUUUAGAAUCAUUUGAUAAUAGUAAAAAUAAAAUAUUAAAAUUAUUAAAUAUAUAUUUUGGGAAUAAUAAAGAAAGUUUAAAAUAUGAUAGUUUGGGCAUCAGCAAAGCGAGAUCAUUAUUAUUAUAUGGUCCACAGUCAAGCGGUAAAUCAACUAUAAUCAAUGGGUUAGCAAAAUAUUUAGACAUAGGUGUUAUUCAUGUUUGUUUAGCAGAUUUAGUAAAAUAUCAACCAAAUACAAAAGGGUUAUUAUUAAAAUACUACCAAGCCAAAUUUUUAAAGAAAUCAAUUUUACUUAUAGAUAAUAUCGAUGAAAUAUUCCCUCAUUUAGAAUCAAACACUUCAAACAGUAAUAAAAAUAAUAUAAAUUCAUUAAUGUCACUAUUAUUAAAACUAUUAUUAAAUAAUGAUAUUAACGAACAAGAUGAUAGUAAUAAUAAUUAUAACAAUAGUAGUAGUGAUAUUAAUAAUAAUAAUAAAUUAUUUAUAAUUGGUAUAACAAAUAAAAUCAAAUUAUUAAAUAAUAAUAUUAGAAUAAAUUUUGAAGAAGAAGUUAAAAUCGAUCCACCAGGAGAAGAAAAGAGACUAGAGAUAUUUAAUUGGUUUUUAAAGGAUUUUGGUAAAAAUAAAAUAGAAAAGAGAUCAGCUAUAGUAGGAAAGAUUAAUGAUAACUGUAAUGGUUUAAUGGGUGGAGAUAUUUCAAUUUUAUGUAGAAAUGCUAAAAUCAAUUCAUUGAAUCGAUAUAAACAAAUAAACAACAGUGUAGCAAUUGAUAUAGGUGAUAUAGAAUUUCAAGAGAGUGAUUUCAUUUCAGAGUUUGGUCAAUAUCGUAAAGACAAAUCAAUGACAUCGAAAAUAUCACCUUCGAUACCAAAAGUAUCAUGGAACGAUAUUGGUGGUUUAGAAGAUGCAAAGCAAAUAUUAAAAGAAAUGGUGCUUUGGGAUUAUCAAUAUGCAGAUUCAAUAAAAAGACUAGGGGUAAAAACCCACAAAGGUAUUUUAAUGUAUGGCCCACCAGGUACAGGUAAAACUAUGUUGGCACGUGCUGUAGCUCAUGAAGCAAAAGCCAAUUUUAUACCUAUAAAUAUUUCAGAAUUAAUUCAAGGUGAAAUUGGUGAAUCUGAAAAAGCAAUAUCCGAAAUUUUUAGAAUAGCAUCCAACUGUGCACCAUCAAUUAUUUUUAUAGAUGAAAUUCAAGCGAUCUUUGGUCUUAAAGAGUCUUCAGGUAGUAAUAGUAAAAAAUUAAUUUCACAACUUUUGAUAGAACUCGAUCAAACUAUAGGUAGAGAUUCAAUAGAAAAAAGAAUUAUGAUUUUAGCUGCUACCAAUAUGCCCCAAGCAAUCGACCCAUCUUUUCUUCGUGUUGGAAGAUUCGAUAAAACUGUUUAUAUAGGACCACCAGAACCAAAAGAAAGAAAACAAAUUUUAGAACAUGUUAUUAAAUCUUCAUCUAUCAAAAUAAGUAAUGACGUAGAUUUAGAUGUUAUUGCAGAAAAAGCUAAAAACUAUACUGGAUCAGAUAUCAAUGCAUUAUUAAAAAAAUCUGGUCUUUAUUCAAUCCAGCGUGAUAUAAAUACAACUUCGAUCUCGAUGGAUGAUAUAUUAAAAGUUUUAUCAGAAAUGGAACCAUCCGUUUCACUAUUUCAAUUAGAAUUAUUAAAAAAUUGGGAAAACAAUAAAAAA
Dictyostelium purpureum is the source of this 2463-nucleotide messenger RNA. RefSeq lists its product as uncharacterized. Gene Ontology annotation, molecular function: ATP hydrolysis activity; ATP binding. The record is from RefSeq and is a predicted model, not a curated record. Lineage: Eukaryota; Evosea; Eumycetozoa; Dictyosteliales; Dictyosteliaceae. The annotation marks the transcript as partial. The transcript has a single exon.